Messenger RNA from Lodderomyces orthopsilosis Co 90-125, 555 nucleotides. RefSeq names its product Arf family GTPase. The record is from RefSeq and is a predicted model, not a curated record. Gene Ontology annotation, molecular function: GTPase activity; GTP binding. Gene Ontology annotation, cellular component: microtubule cytoskeleton; cytoplasm. Bases 1 to 555 code for a protein of 184 amino acids. The transcript has a single exon. Gene Ontology annotation, biological process: protein folding. NCBI's taxonomy places the organism in Eukaryota, Fungi, Ascomycota, Pichiomycetes, Serinales, Debaryomycetaceae.
AUGGGUCUUUUAACAAUCAUUAGAAACCAGAAAAGGAAGGAGAAGGAAAUCCGAAUGUUGGUUUUAGGUCUUGAUAACUCAGGCAAAACUACCAUUAUUAAAAAUAUGUUACAUGAAGAUGUGAACAGCAUUUCACCAACUAUGGGCUUUCAAAUCCAGUCGUUGCUUUAUAAAGAGUAUACAUUGAACAUGUGGGAUAUUGGGGGACAAACAAGUCUAAGGGCAUUUUGGAGUAAUUAUUUUGACAAGACCGAUGUUGUAUUAUGGGUUAUUGAUGGUCUCAGUUUGGAGCGAAUAGAAGAGUCGUACCAAGAGUUACGCGGCAAAAUUAUUGAACAGGAUAGAUUAGUUGGGGUAUAUUUGUUGAUUUCCAUUAAUAAGACUGAUUUAAUACCAGAAAGCGAAGUGGAACAAUUAAAGGAAAGCGUGAGUCGACUUUUGCAGUUAGAGGAGGUAAUUCCCGAACGAGAUCAUUGGAGCAUUGAAUUAGUCAGUGGCAAAACAGGUGCCGGAAUUGAGAAAGUAUUAGAUUGGGUUGUUUCAAGAGAGUAUUGA